This is a messenger RNA of Labeo rohita (rohu), 1050 nucleotides long. RefSeq lists its product as uncharacterized. Bases 258 to 1013 code for a protein of 251 amino acids. NCBI's taxonomy places the organism in Eukaryota, Metazoa, Chordata, Actinopteri, Cypriniformes, Cyprinidae. The transcript has 3 exons. The record is from RefSeq and is a predicted model, not a curated record.
AAACAGGAAGAAGCUGCAGUCACCAUUAUCGUCUUCUGUGUUUGUCUGUUUUCUGUCAGAUUUAGAAAGUGUUAUUGUAACAAUUCUUCUUCUGUAGCAUGAAUUCGUAAAUGAAAUAUAUCGUUUAGACACGAUCAGUAUAAUUAAUCAGUUGAUUUUCGCGGUCACUCAUGAGGGUGUGUUUCAGAAAUAACUGUUAUUAUAACUGUUAUUAAUAAUACACAUCCAAAUCGGUUUUGUCUGGAAUCCACAACAACAUGAAGAAGAUUUUCAGACCUGCUCUGUUUGUGUUACUAAUGUGUGGUGUGUUUGGUGCUGAUGAAGAUAAACUGAAGGCAGUGAUGGAGGGAGAUUCUGUCACUCUAAACCCUGAUCCUGCUCAAACACAGGGAUUUAUUGAGAUACAGUGGCGGUUUAAAGAUAACAAGAGUCCCAUUGCUUAUACUGAUGAAAGAAAGCAAACAUAUCCUGAAGAUGAGUUAUUCAGAGACAGACUGAAACUGAACCAGACAGGAUCUUUGACCAUCACAAACAUCAAAACCAAACACUCUGGACUUUAUCGUCUAAAGAUCGACCUCAACAGUGGACCCUUAUAUGUGGAUUACACUGUUACUGUCAGUGAGUCUCCGUCUGUUAUUGAUGCUGUUAAAGGUGAAAUGAAGAUGGAGUCAGUGACAGAGGGAGAUCGUGUCACUCUUCAGACUGAUGUUACUAAACUACAUGGAGAUGAGCUGAUAGUGUGGAGGUUUGGAGAUGAAGGGAAACUCAUAGCUAAAACUGAUAUAGAGGCUAAGAGCUCACCGUUAUAUGAACCUGAUGAGAGAUUGAGAGACAGACUGGAGCUGGAUCAUCAGACUGGAUCUCUGAUCAUCACAAACAGCAGAAUCACAGACUCUGGACUCUAUAGAGUGAAGAUCAGCAGCAGCAAACAGACUCUAUACAAGAGAUUCACUGUUACUGUCAGUGGUGAGGAACACAAGCUUUCUGAGAGAAUGAUUGUUCAUCAGCUGUGAACACAUUACAUUACAUUAAUACACUCAUUAUGAGAAA